Molecule: messenger RNA, 7917 nt
Organism: Diorhabda carinulata
Lineage: Eukaryota; Metazoa; Arthropoda; Insecta; Coleoptera; Chrysomelidae
Product: cell growth regulator with RING finger domain protein 1-like
Exons: 7
Coding region: 150-1256 (368 amino acids)
Biological process (GO): negative regulation of cell growth
Source: RefSeq, a predicted model, not a curated record
GGACUUCAAUGUCACAAAUUGACUGUAGUCAAUGCCAAAUCAAAAUAUUAAAAGAGGGAAUGUACGAGCAAACAAUACUUCAUUUCUUGUAAACAGUUUACAUUGUGUAUGCAGGAUUAGUAACGCGAAAUGUUUAGUGAUUAUUGUAAAUGGUGACAAAGACAAUGACUACAUUACUUGUGUCGGCAGCUGAAUUGUCGAACAUUAUUUCGGUGCUCGCAGUGCUGUUAUGUUUUUGUGCAAUGUUUUUAUUCAUAACCAGGAACAUGAUGGUACUACGAGUGCAUGGAGAAGACUUUGUAUUUCCUACACCCAUACAUCAAGUACCACCUAGAAUACCUCAAAUGAAUAUGAUGAAGGUUCAUAUACCUUUCACAUUUAAAUUAUUAGAAACAUCCACAUCUUCAUAUUCAGAAUUGCAAUGUUGCACUUCGAGUCAAGGGAAAUAUGGUAUCCGGGUAUAUUGGGGUGUGAAUAUUAGGGAAUUACACAUUUUUUUGUGGCGACCAUGGGCGGAUCUCAGAGACGCUUGUCUCAGUGGCGAUUUCUUGAAUAUAUAUUAUCAAUAUAAAGGACCUCACAUAGAGAAGAAUCCCCAUUCGGAUGAAAUAAUGACCCUAAAACUAGAAGAGCCCUUAGAAUUAGGUUCCCCUCCAAGGUUAUGUUAUCCUUUAGUUGUAAUAUUAUUUAGAAAUGACGUAAAUGAAAAUAUACUCCCAGACGAAACGGUGGCUCUCAUUAAUGUCAUCCACAUCAAAGACUCUGUUUGUACAUUACCAACUAGUAUUUUAGCGCAAUAUCUAAAACAAGCCAAUGGACAGUUGUCUUGCCUAAAACAAUUAUACCUCGCUACCGGAAAUCCCGGGGGAUACGAAGAGGGACAAAUUCCAUUCGCUGUAGCCGAACCAGUAGAAGGUGGUCCAGAUUCAAUGGAACAAACUCUCGUUUGUCCUACUAACGAAGACCCUACAUUAUGGAAUAGCACUGGAGAGCAAUUGUGUGUAGUUUGUCAAUAUUUUCCUCUGUCCAGAGCUUUGCUACCAUGCAGGCAUACAUGUAUCUGUGCCAGUUGUUUUGACAAAUUGGACCGUUGCCCGAUGUGUCGAGGACCCAUUAAAAGUUACUUCUGUAUCAGAGGUGAAGAAUACAUGCCUAUCACGACGAAUUCCAAAACUCAAGAUUCCCAUGGGUCCUUGUACAAUUGGCUACACCAUUGGGAUGAUCGUCUGACAGAUUUUUUAGGAUUCCAACGAUAACAAAUGACGCGAAACAAGAUAAUGUUGUAUAGAGAUCGACGCUACAUAUCCGAAAAUUGUAUUUAUAAAGUUUAUUUGGUCAUUAUAUGGUUUUAUUUGCGUUAGAGGUAGGGGCUGGUUCAAUGCUCAUUUAUACCGUUUAUGUAUUAUAUUUUUUAUUAAAACAAUCUUUAUACUGAACACAUUGUUUAGUUUUUAUCUUCCAUGUAUCACUGGUUUAUAUCCGGCUCGAAGGACCAGACGAUGUAAUUAUGUAGUAAACAGUGUGUUUAGUAUGAAUAUCAUCAACAGUUUUGAAUGAAUCUGUCUUUGGAUAUUAUUUUGCCAUUUUUAAUGGAGUUUUGGGUAUUUAAGUGAAAAUAUUUUAUUUAUUUUAUAUGUGAGAAUGUGCGAGACGAGAAUGAAACUUUUUUUAAAUUUUAUUGAAUAAUUAAUAUUUUCUUAGAUCCUAUAAUUUUAUUGGAAACUUAAAAAAAAUUAAAUAUGUACUGUUCAAAUUUCACAGUAAUGUAUUUUUAUAUAAAAAACUUUAUAUCACAAUAAUAUUAAUUUAUAUUUUAAUUUUUAAAUUAAAAAAAAAUGUUCACUUGUUAAAAAUACCAUUGAAUAAUUUUAUGAGAUAUAAAUUCUGAUUUAACACACUGUCUAUUAAGACUGGUCCUUCGAGUCUUCUGUCAUAUCCGGCUCGAAAGACUAAACAAUGUAAUUAAAUGGUAUUAAACAGUGUGUUUAUUAUUAUAUUAAAAAUUUCAAUGUAAUUUUGAUGUUCUGACAUGUUAAACCCGGUUCACAUUAUUCCAGUGCUGGACUUAUUGUCCACAUUAUUCCAGAUCAGUAACACUAUAUUGACAAUGCUUUCAAAAAGGAAGCUUAGAAAUUGUUUUAUUAUUGUUAGAAGUAACUGAUGUAAUGGGAGAAGCACUGAAUUAGCCAUUCACACCAUUCCAGUGGUACUCGAAUGGAAAUAGCCAUUUCAGUCAACUGGAUUGUAUUGAUCACUAGAAUGCUAUAUUCCAGUACAGCCGGACUAGAAAAAUGUGAACCAGGCUUUAGAUACUAGAUAUUAUUUAACCAGUUGAUGAUAAAUUAUAACGGCACUAGAUCAAAAGUGCUCCGAUAAUCACUGAAUUACGCCGAACAAAAUAGUGUUUUGUUCGGUGUAAUUUAGGUUAUAAUUGAACUUACUGCACUAGCUCAGAACUACUUCAUCAGUUCAGUGUACUGAAUAAAAUAGAUCUGAAACUAGCACAAGCAGGUUGUUUAAGUGUACUCAUUUAUUUGAAUAGACCAGUGACUUCUUCAGAUCAAAUAUUUUACUAUUUUGCUUGGUAUUUAAUUGUCCCUCCAGUCUUGCUCACCCCUUAUUGUUUUCCGUUGUAUGACAAAACUGAAAUUAUUUUAUAUGCAACGAAGUUUUCUUAAGGAAAACCAAUAAUUCUUGUUGCAACAUUCGAAUCUUAAUAAAAUGCUCUGUUUAAAGGUAACAAGCACAAACAUAUAAUUAAAAUAUAAGUUGGUUGAUUGCUGCCAGAUGGUCCCAAUAAAGCACAACUUUGCAUAUAUCGAAAAGAGUCAUAUUUAGAGCGGUACACACAAUGAACACGAGCAUGACGCGCUCUAGAUGUUCAAAAAUGUCAAAGAUAGUUCAACUUGUUGAGAAACCGUGAUAACGUGAAAAAUUUUUUUAUUUAUUUUGAAUUUAAAAGGGAGCGGUUGGGUACAGCUGCGUUAUUCUUCAUAGUCGGCUGGGGAACCGGUUCACCAGGUUGCAGGGAAACCGCAGAAAACCUGCAUCAACGUGAUGAUUAACGAAGAGUAUGUAGGGUGGGUGUGGGAGGUAGGGCUUUAUCUGAUGGAUAUGGGAGAAUUAUCGAGGAAGUUGAGGUAUAUUAUAAGGGAGUUUCCUCUUGGGUUUUGAGCAGAGGGGUCCUAUAUUGUUGAGCCAGGGGAUGAGAAGGGUUUUUUUGGCAGCGGAGUUAUUUGAUUCGAUUUGGGCUUGGAGGUCAUUUAGGCGGCUUGGGGGUUAUUUCUGUAUUGACAUAAACGGUGUUGCUAGUGCUGAAUCUACAUUUGUAUUGGCAAUAAUAAAUUCUAAAUAAUUCAAAAUAGUUGAUAACUGUUCAAAUUUCUUUAUAUACAUGCAUUUUUAAGGUUAUGUUAACUAGCGAAGCAGCAUCAUGUUCGCGGUCAUUCUGUGCAGUUUUAAAUCGAGUCUAUUUUUAACAAUUAUAAACGUAUAAAGCGCGUCAUGUUCGCGUUUAUUCUGUGCCCUACUUGGAAGAAAGUUGAUUUUCUUAAGGGGGUAUUAUGGUCUACAAGCCUAAAUUUUAGGCAUUUUUGAACUUACGUAAAACAAAAUGAAAAACAUUUUUACUAUCCACUUUUUAAAAUGAUUUUUAUCGACUUUUUAAGAAAAUAAAAAACAUUAGAAGUUAAAUAAAUUACAAGAUGGUAAAAUGGGAGCUACAAAAAAACGGUGCACCUGGUUGAAAUGAUUCCAGCUCUUGUAGUGAUCUGGAUUAAAAAAAUUCUUAGUUUGUAAAGAUAUCGCUAUCGCAUUGACCUUAGCCAAAAAAAUUUACACAAUGGCGUCGAUUUGAGAUAUCAAUUUUUUUGCUCCUUUCGAAUUUUUUAAAAAUACUCCAAAUUGAAUUUUUUUUAAAAUCCAAGGCAGACUCGAUACAGAGGUGUAUAAAAGAUUUCCACCAAAUUUCAAAGGAAUCGGUCGGGUUGAACUUGAGAUAUUUUGUCAAUCAUUUCAAAAAAAUAAUUCCAGUAGGAUAACUCGUUCGACUUGGCCACGUUUCAAAAUCUACUGUAUCUCCGGAAAAAAUGUCAAUUUUUAAAAAUUCGUUUAAGGAUAUAUUCUUCAGGGUCUAAGCUUUGAAAAUAUGCAAAAAAAUCGAUUUUUACAAAUUUCCAUACUAGAAUAGCCUCUUAAAGCCCAAUUACACCUACUGAGCUCUUGUCUAAGACAUGUCAUUCGACCCAGUAAGUCUCGUUAUAACUGGUCAAGUGAUUUUAAGCGACCCCAUCGUUCAGUAUAAUCACACACAUAAUUUUUUAUCAGUUAAUAAUUUUUUCUGUAUCAUUAAUUUGUUUUUUCAUUUUGGAAAUAUCUAAAUGGUCAAGUCACUUAACACCGUUGUAGUUUUUCUUUUCAUCGUUACGUUCUUGUCCAUUUCGUUUUCUUUGAGAUAUUAUUUUGUCCCAUAAUGCAGAUUUAUAGUAGUGUUUCAAAUUUUUUAUCUUUUAUUAUUUCUUGAAACACCCGUCAGGAUUUUACCAGCUGGAAUGUAAUCAACUACUCGGGAGGUGUGAUUAGGGCAUUAAAGUUAUUGAAUGAGUAGUAUAAUGUAAAGAAGUACAAUUUAUCUAUCCAUUUAUGUAAAAAACAUAAAACCACAUAAUUUCAAUCAAAUAGAAUUUUGAUUUGACCCAUUUUUGAAAUUAUUGUAAUAUUUGGGUUGUGGGAUGUCGGAAAAUAUUUUCAUAAAAUCUUUGAAUGAAUUGUUUUAUUUGGAAUAUUUAUGGAAAUGCAUCACGUUAAUUCAUUCAAGGAAGUCAAUUAUCAAUUACUGUGUAAUACAAUAAAUUUGUUAGUGAAAUAAGAUAUAAACAUCGCCAUCUAAAUGUGAACUUUCUUUGGUUGGCUUAUAGUUUUUUAUAACUGAAUUUCUACAUUAUUCUUAUCAUUUUAUUUUAUUAAUAUUUGACCUUGCAUCUAUACUUUCCGUUUAUAAUAUUAAAUAUCCCGUAAUUUUUUUUAUUAGAUCGAUACAUUUUUCCUCGUCUUGUUUUUGUUUUUUUUUGAAUAUGUUCAAUAAAAUUCCCAAUUUUAAAUAUAAAAAUAACUUAAUCCAUUAUACAAUCUGGUAUUCACCUCAAAAUAUAUUUUUGGCGAUAUGAGGAAUUCACAAAAGAGUGUUUAACACAAUUUGGGAAAAGUUAUUUAAAUGUUAUACAUAUCUCUAAUUUGAUAUGAAAAAAUUUUGAUAAUUUUUUUAUAUUAUCAUUAUAUUUAGUCAUUUUCAAUUUAAAUUUCGCGCUAAAACGCUCAUUACCAAUAUGGCGAUGCACUGACGUCAGUAUAUAGUAAGUGUUCUUUAGUGUAUUAUGUUUUUUAUGUUUAGUAGGACACAUGGUAUGAGGGGCAUGUAUGUAUGUAUGGAUUUUGGGGUAUCGUCUGCGACACAAAGGAUCUAUUGUGUUCCCCUUUCUUGCUGCGAUACUGGAGAACUCAGUGUUUAGGGCUGAUCCAUUAAUCCUACUCCGUUUAGAAAGUCUAGAAUGUGUGAUGGUUCUAGCUGCCAGAAAUCUUCUUGUAUUUCAAGCGCUCGCAGGUGUAGUGCUCUGGAAUUCCUUAGUGUUCCACACUUCGAGAGAUUGUGGAUAGACGUAUCGACCUUUGUGCUACAAAAUCUGCACGCCGCAUUAUCUGCCAGAUCUAGCGUCUUCAGUUGUUUGUAGGGGCGUCCGGCAAUUGUUUUUCACGUCAUACUUUUUACAUGAUUUGUAGGAUGGUUAUUUGUCCACCGGCCUUAAUGAGCUCUGCUAUGAUCAUAUCCUUUCCGGGGGCUUUGUGGUUUUUCAGCUUCUUGAUGGCGUCCUAUAUUUCCUCCAGAUUGGGCGGUUCGACUCGGUUAUCAUUCAAUGCUUUUAAUUCUUGGUUACCAGAGCGUAGAAGCUCUAAGAAGUGCUCCACUCAUCUAUUUACAAUUUCCUUCUUAUUAGUAAGAAUGUAUAUGUUCUUGUUCUUACAAAUAUUGACAUUUGGUUUAAAAUAUCUUCACUCUCUUCGAAUAUUCCUGUACUUUUUUUCUGUUUCUAAAGUUUUCCGUUGCUAUGCUUUGUUGUUUCAUUACCCAGUGUGUUCUCGGCCGCUUGUUUCAUGACGUAGCUGAAGUGUUGCCAUAUGGCGUUUACUGAUUCAUCAUAAUUCAUGUUCAGAUUCUCUUUGAUAAAAUUUUUAUAUUCACCUAGUGUUUUGUUUUCUUUCAAUGCACCUAUGCAUCUAUCCGUUUUGGAUCAUCGUUUUUCUAUUGUAAAUAUUUUCAAUUUAAAAUAAAAAUACCCACAAAAAAAAUUUAAUUUAAAUGUAAAUCUGUAAAUUAGUCUGUAAACCUCAAGAAAAUUAAACUACUGGUGUACUGAUAGUCAAAACAAAGUGAAUUAAAAGGCGUUAAUCGGGUGUACACUAUAUAGUGACGUCACUCGCAGCUGAUUAGUGUAUCGUCUGUUUCCGAUUUGAGACUUUUAGCGACAAUAAUUAUCAAUAAAUUUAUUUCUUACCACUGUCAAAUACACUUUAAUUCUAAAUUAUAUUAUUGUAAUUAUUUCCAUACUCAUCAAGAAUCGCAAUGAUUGGAUAUAGUGGAUUGUGUCACGGUUAUUUACAGAUUAGUGAUGUUAAGUUUAGAUACAAUUAUACCUCAAAAUUAUACGUCCACAUUUAGGUUGCCCAGCUAUACAAACAGUGCAAUAAUAAAUAAAAUUGCACCUAACCUAAUUAAAACAAUAAUACCAAUGUUCAAUAUAUUAGUAUUUCUCAACUAUCUUAAGAGUUACAGUGCAUUAAAUAUUUUUUUUUCCAAUUUUUAAAUAUUUAAUGGCCUCUUAGCUCAUUUUUAUUAGAGUAUUAAAUGCACUGUAUUUGAAACUCAUAUUGACUUUGAAUAUUGAUAGUAUUGCAUCUAAAAUGUCAACACCGAUAAUUCAAAUAUAAAUACAAGUUUCCUAUACUUAUUUAUACUCAAAACUCACUUUUUUGCUCAACUUAUGUUAUAGGUGUAGAGGUAAUAUUUCUUAUAAACUUAACCCUUGGUUGGCUCCAAUCCAGUCCCUACCUCUUCUUCUCUUUUUGUCCCUGUUCAGCAUAUUACCUUAACUUUCUCUUCUUCUCCAGUUUCACUUAUGUCAUAAAUUAUCUCGCCUGUUGUAAUUAUCUAAUUGUUUUGUUAUUAUUAGAAAUUUUGUUAUUGUCUAUAAAUAUUUCUUUGUAAUCAUUUUUAUCUUGUGUAUAUAAUUUUUAGAAUUUCAUCUCAAUUUAUGGUACCUCAUCUUCAAAAUUAAUCAGUGAAAGCAAACAAAUCCUCAUUUACACAUUCCAAUUAUUUUCUGGUAAAGAGGAGUUGGAAUUAAAUGGAACAGGUGAAAAAUUCGUUUACCUGUGAUUUCAACCGAUGUUUUAAAUCGUCCUCAUUGUCAGUGAUAUGCUAUCACCAAAGCCACUUCUUCAUUACAGCAAAUAGAUAAUUAGAAGGAUUCACGUGCGAAGGACUUUGAAACAAAUCUAAUUUGAAUCCUACUUAGCAGUCCGCAAGGUUUGUUCUAAUUGGCUCUUUUUUGAAUUUUUCAAAAUGCUACACUAAACUUUGGUAUUCAUUGUAGCUCCAAGAAUUUAGCGAUCAUUUUCCGCCUCGUUAUUUUGUUACCAAUUAUAAAUCUGGGUUUGAUCCAUCUUUUCUAUACAUGGGUAUUAGUUUGAACCCAAUCCAUGGUUGGAAAACUUCAUUAACAGUAAAAUAGAAUGAGUUGAUUUAUCGGUGUUGCCAUAUCAAACUAGAAGUAGCUUUUCUUGUGAUUAUCACUUUGUAAAUUACUAUUUUAAUAUUUAUAUGACUAGCCUGUGAUAAAAAUGAAAUAAAAGAUUUAUUUAUAA